AUCCUUUGCCUGUCCUUUGGUAUCACAAACCCUGACAAAAAGCUAACACAUUCAAACAAUAAAUCACCCACACAACCUUCGACCACAUUGCUCCCAUUCUUCAACCAAAAUCUCUCUCUCUCUCUCUUUUGCUCGUGCUCUCAUGCUCAAGUGACUCCCCUGUGCUGUGCCCCAAAUGAAGACCAUCAUGGCAGCCAAAUUCCCUCAUGACUCUUCCUUCUCCUUCUCAAGGAGAUACUUCCACUGGAAGAAGAAAGCUUCGGACGAAGACGACGAUGAUAACGAGGAAGAAAUCCUGAACUUCUCAACUUCAUCCUCACACUGCCUAAACGAGAAACAAGAAGAUUACAACCACCCACUUGAAAUGCCACCACACCAUGCUACAAUAACCGCCGAACACAAGAAAAAACCCAACCUUUCCAAGUUGAAGUCAGCCCUCACAGUCUUCACCAAGCGUACCCAGCUGGGGACGCGCGUGGUGGGCACGCUCUUCGGGCACCGCCGCGGCCACGUGCACUUCGCCAUCCAAGAAGACCCCAAGGUGGGACCCGCGUUCCUGAUCCAGCUGGCCACACCGACAAGUGUGUUGGUCCGCGAAAUGGCAUCGGGGCUGGUGAGAAUCGCGUUGGAGUGCGAGAAAAAGAAGAGCGAAAAGAGUAACAGUGGUUUAAGGUUGCUGGAGGAGGGUGUUUGGAGGACGUACUGCAACGGGAGGAAGUGCGGGUACGCGAGCAGGCGCGAGUGUGGGCCUGAGGAGUGGAAGAUACUGAAGGCGGUGGAGCCCAUAUCGAUGGGAGCAGGGGUUUUGCCGGUGGAGGGUUGUGAAGAAGGUGAGGUUAUGUACAUGAGAGCAAGGUAUGAGAGGGUGGUGGGUUCCAGAGAUUCUGAGGCUUUCUACAUGAUGAACCCUGAUGGAGUUGGGGGUCCUGAACUCAGCAUUUACUUGAUCAGAGUUUAACACAAAACUUCAUAUUCAUCAUACAAAUGAUUAUGACGAUGUUUAAGAUGACUCUGUUUGGCUUUGUUUUGUAAAUAAGAUGAGGGGCUGCUUCAUUCACUUCUCACUCCCUCUUUUUCCUUUUGCUUUUUUGUUAGUUUUUUUAAAUUUUCUAGAUGAGUAUAAACUAUGCUAAUACUGUAUGGUUUGGAUUCCAUAGUUUUCUCCCUUGUUAUUCACCGUUUGAGUUUGAGGUCGGGGAUUUUGGGUGUGUGGAUA
Molecule: messenger RNA, 1216 nt
Organism: Vigna unguiculata (cowpea)
Lineage: Eukaryota; Viridiplantae; Streptophyta; Magnoliopsida; Fabales; Fabaceae
Product: MIZU-KUSSEI-like protein (Protein of unknown function, DUF617)
Biological process (GO): hydrotropism
Source: RefSeq, a predicted model, not a curated record